GUAUACUCUCCAAGUCAUCAGCUAGCAAGGACAAUUUAAACUAAGGGAAACUAGAGAAGGAGCUAGUAAUUAAGUGGGCAAGGCAUUAUGGGCUCGACCGUGAUUCCUAUUCCAGAUGAACAGGGGAGUUCUGUCGCCCAAGAGAAAAAGAAAUCUCAGUUUUCUCUUUUACCCAUUAUUUCGUUUCUUACAAACGAGGAUGACAACAGAAAAUGGAUUCACAGUAUCAAGGUUGGAGUUGCUCUUGUCUUGGUUUCUCUUCUUUACUUCCUUGAUCCUCUCUACAAGGAAGUUGGAGAUGAUAAUGCCAUGUGGGCUAUAAUGACAGUUGUUGUAAUAUUUGAGUUCUACGCAGGUGCUACACUUGGCAAGGGCUUAAAUCGUGGAAUGGGAACUAUAUUGGGUGGUGGAUUGGGAUGUUUAACGGCAACUUUAGCUGAAGCAGUUGGUGGGAGCGGCAACUCCAUUAUUGUUGGUGCUGCUAUGCUAAUAUUCGGUGGAGCAGCAACAUAUUGUAGAUUGAAACCAAGCAUUAAAGUAAGAUAUGACUAUGGAGUAAUGAUAUUCAUCCUUACAUUCAGUCUAGUUGCUGUAUCUGGUAUGCGUGAUGAGGUCAUUGAAAUAGCCCGUGAAAGGCUCUUGAUGAUCGUUCUGGGUUUUGUGAUCUGCCUUUUUACUAGCUUAUUCAUCUUUCCCAUAUGGGCUAGCGACGAGCUUCAUGAUUCUACCAUCUCCAAAUUCGAUGCCCUUGCCACCUCUAUUCAAGGAUGCUUGGAGGAAUAUUUUAGUCUUGACUAUGAAAUGGAAAGCAAGCCAAUCUUUAGCUUCAGCAAAUGCAAAGCGGUUCUAAACUCCAAGUCCAAGGAUGAAUCCUUGGCAAACUUUGCAAGAUGGGAACCAUGGCAUGGUAAAUUUGGGCUAACUUAUCCAUGGGACAAGUACCUAAAGAUAGGAGAGGUUCUUAGAGAAUUGGCAGCUACCAUUCUUUCACUUAAAGCUUGUCUUCAGUACCCUGGAGAGGCGCCGUUGCAAACUGUGAGAGAAUCGAUAAAAGAAGCAUGUGAAGAAGUAGGGUCAUCACUGGCAUCAACUUUAAAGGAGCUUGGAGAAAGCAUGAAGAAAAUGAGAAAAUGCAAGACGGAGGUGCAGAAGUUGAAAUCAGUGAGAAUGGAGCUGAGUGAAGUCACAUCUCCUUCAAGACUGACGCAACUAGAGAAUGCUGAUGGACUAGCAAUAGCGAGCUUUGUGUUCUGUUUGAUGGCCAUGGUGGAGAAGCUAGAAGAAUUGGCCAAGGAGGUGGAAGAACUUGGAGAACUUGCUUCUUUUACAUAGCUAAUUUAAUUAUUGUUAGUAAAGAGAGAUCACAUAUUGAUAUUGUAUUGCAAAUAGAAGUUAAUUUAAAAAAAAAGAAAUCUUGAGUAUUCUUGAGAAAUUAUCUCGAGAGGGAACAUGGAGAGCUUAUCAAUCAUGAGCAUUAAACAGAGAGGCAUUAAGGUGGUGUAUAAAUUUAAUAAUAUAUUGGUAUUCUAGUACUAUUAAAAUAUUUAGAAAUAAAUAAAAUUCUUCAUUUUAA
This is a messenger RNA of Manihot esculenta (cassava), 1573 nucleotides long. Its product is annotated as aluminum-activated malate transporter 14. The coding region runs from base 88 to 1332 and encodes 414 amino acids. Gene Ontology annotation, biological process: malate transport. Gene Ontology annotation, cellular component: plant-type vacuole membrane. The record is from RefSeq and is a predicted model, not a curated record. The transcript has 5 exons. NCBI's taxonomy places the organism in Eukaryota, Viridiplantae, Streptophyta, Magnoliopsida, Malpighiales, Euphorbiaceae.